This is a messenger RNA of Trichoplax adhaerens, 1149 nucleotides long. RefSeq lists its product as uncharacterized. The transcript is spliced from 10 exons. Gene Ontology annotation, molecular function: cAMP-dependent protein kinase regulator activity. Lineage: Eukaryota; Metazoa; Placozoa; Uniplacotomia; Trichoplacea; Trichoplacidae. The record is from RefSeq and is a predicted model, not a curated record. Gene Ontology annotation, biological process: regulation of protein phosphorylation. Gene Ontology annotation, cellular component: cAMP-dependent protein kinase complex. The coding region runs from base 1 to 1149 and encodes 382 amino acids.
AUGGCCAAGCCGUCCACGAUCUCUUUCAGCGGUACUGAAGCAGAUACCGACGCCGAAAGUUUACGACAAUGUGAGAGAUAUGUAGAAGAACACAACCUACAAGCUGUCUUAAAGGAGAGCAUAGUACAACUUUGCAUAUCGCAACCGAACAACCCUUUCAGCUUUUUGCGAGACCACUUUGAGAAUUUAUCGAUGAAAAAGAAGCAAUUACAAGGGCAGUCUAGCAGUGAAGACAGCAAAGAUAGAGAUGAAGAACCAACUACAGAACCAGCUUCAACUGGUAGGAGACGAAGAGGUGGUGUUAGUGGUGCUGUAAUUAACGAAGAUGAUGCUGCAACAUAUGUUAAGAAGGUUGUACCCAAAGACUUUAAGACCAUGCAAGCUUUAUCAAAAGCGAUAGAAAAGAAUAUCUUAUUUUCACAUCUGGAUGAUAACGAAAGAAGUGAUAUUUUUGACGCUAUGUUUCCAUGUGAAAGUAAGCCUGGUGACAUCAUCAUCAGACAAGGUGAUGAGGGCGACAAUUUCUACAUAAUGGAUUCUGGAGAAGUUGAUGUUUAUGUCGGUGACAAAUUGGUUGCUACUUUGGGUGAUAUGGCAAGCUUUGGUGAAUUAGCAUUGAUUUAUGGAACACCUAGAGCUGCUACCAUUAAGGCUAAGACUGAAUGCAAAUUAUGGGCAAUUGAUAGCGACAGUUAUCGUCAUAUCCUCAUGGGAAGUACAAUGCGAAAGAGGAAAUUAUAUGAAUCCUUCUUAGAGAAAGUUUCCAUUUUAGAAUCUUUGGAUCAAUGGGAACGUCUCACUGUAGCAGACUCUUUAGAACCUGCACAGUUUGAAGAAAACGAGAUUGUUAUCCAACAAGGUGAUCCUGGCGAAGAUUUCUUUAUUAUUUUAGAAGGAAAAGCCGUUGUACUACAACGAAAACCAGGUGAUACUGAAUACGUCGAAGUUGGAGAGUUAGGACCGUCAGACUACUUUGGUGAAAUUGCUCUUUUAUUGAAACGACCACGUGCAGCUACAGUUAAAGCAGCAAGCACCCUGAAAUGUGUCAAACUGGAUAGAGCAAGAUUUGAACGUGUUCUUGGCCCUUGUGGAGAUAUUCUUAAGCGCAACAUUGAAAAAUAUAAUAGUUAUGUAUCACUCUUUGUGUAG